This is a messenger RNA of Nicotiana attenuata, 801 nucleotides long. RefSeq lists its product as uncharacterized. NCBI's taxonomy places the organism in Eukaryota, Viridiplantae, Streptophyta, Magnoliopsida, Solanales, Solanaceae. The transcript has 2 exons. The record is from RefSeq and is a predicted model, not a curated record. Bases 1 to 801 code for a protein of 266 amino acids.
AUGAUCGUCAAUAUCUUGGUGAAUUCUCCUAAGGGAAGCUUGUUUCUUGAGUCCGUUUAUGAAAGCGACUCUUCGACUGAUUCAACCAAAAUGUACUCCUUGUUCAAGAGUACAAUAGACUCUAUUGGAGCAGAAAAUGUUGUUCAAAUUGUCACUGACAACGCCAGUGAAAAUGUUAAAGCUGGUGAUUUGAUGUCUGUUGUGUACCAGCAUAUCUAUUGGACUCCGUGUGCAGCACAUUCUGUUAAUUUGAUCUUUGGUGAUAUUUUCAAGGAAAGACCCUUCAGUACUGUCUUUAAUCAGGCAAUUAGAGUGCAUUCCUAUAUUGUUCAAAGGCCUUUAUUAUUGAACAUGAUGAAGAGAUUCACUAAACAAAGAAGCUUGGUGAAAUCUGCAAAGACAAGAUUUGCUACUGCUUUCUUGACUUUGGCUAGGAUGUAUGAGCAUAAAAGUAAUUUGAAGAAGUUGUUUGUUUCAGAUGAGUACACUAGCAGUGCCUAUGGAAGGGAAGCUCGAGGGAGAGAAUCUACAGAUAUUAUACUUUUCCUUCAUUCUGGAACAAUAUGGGAGCAAAGGCCACCAAUGGGCUACUUAAAAGAAGCAAUUGAUAGGGCAAAGGAGGCUAUUCAAGACUCUUUUAGUGAUCAAAGAAAAUACAAAAGAGACUUUGAGAUCAUAGAUAAAAGGUGGGAUAGAAAGCUUCAUAGCCCUUUGCAUGCAGCUGGACUUGUUUUGAACCCAGAACUGUUUUAUGCCAAUGAAGAGAGGAUUCUAGGAGAUGAACCUUUAAGGAAUGGAUAA